AUGAGCGCGCCCAUCAACUUCACGACUGGGCCAUUUGCUGGUUGGACAGUGCGCGUGGAAUUGAAAGAACUACAAAAGGCGGAUAUGGGUCGCAAGUAUGGACAGAAAGAUCGCAGGCCUCUCGACCCGCCCCCUGUUCUCCAACUACGGUUCUACCGCGUGUUCAACAAUGGGACCGCACAUCAGUGGGAGCAUGAAAUCGAUGCCUACACAGAUAACAUUGGUAUAGGCUGUGUUUGCCAUGUUGAUCUGUUUCGCAGCCCUCCUGAAUCGAAGCCCGCGAAAAGUAAUCACCGCCUGCAAGCCCCACGAACUACCAAGGAGAUGGCUAACGUUGAAGGGGCGUCAACUUACACGACAUUGCUUGUGGGGACGCGGGCUGUGUCAGCAUCAUGCGUUUACCAUGAAGGCAAGAAAAUAUUAGCGUUCGUCUUUUCGGAUCUAGCCGUUAGAGCGGAGGGUUCAUUCUUCUUGCGCUACAGGGUCUUCGACAUCAUGUCAGCGGUCACUGGUGGCACGCAACACCCCGCGCUCGCAGAGGCUUUCGGUGGUACAUUCCAGGUAUACUCCACCAAAAACUUCCCCGGGCUGCAAGCCUCCACGGAUCUCACAAAGGUGCGCUGA
This is a messenger RNA of Postia placenta MAD-698-R-SB12, 624 nucleotides long. RefSeq lists its product as hypothetical. NCBI's taxonomy places the organism in Eukaryota, Fungi, Basidiomycota, Agaricomycetes, Polyporales, Adustoporiaceae. The record is from RefSeq and is a predicted model, not a curated record. The coding region runs from base 1 to 624 and encodes 207 amino acids. The transcript is spliced from 5 exons.